AUGGGUCUUAGCCAGUCCUCCUUCAUAACAGAGUGUUCCUGCGAGUUGGAACAUUUAUCCUAUAGCACCAGUGCCAUUCACAAGCACAAAUUUUGUCCUCUCUGCAAACGAGUUCUUUCUCAGGAGAGAAGAAAGAAAGUACAAGAUAUUUACAGAAAACAUCAUUCCCUCAAUGAUGCCAUGUUCAGACGUGGAAAGAGUGUAACAAGAUACUCCUCAUCAGCAAGGUCCUUGCCAAGUGUAGAUAUUACCUCACACAUGGGUGAAGAGUCUUUGAGUUUUUAUAGGCCAUCUACUUCAUCCUCAUCAUCAUCAUCUUCCUCCUCAUCUUCCUCUUCUUCUUCGAAUACAACAAUCACACUCGAAAAACAAUCUAAGAUUUACAGUUCCAUGAAAGAUAUGUCCUCCUCUGGAAACCUUGAACAAUUCUCACCUCUCACUAGAAAACUGAGGUCCAGCUCGAAUAAGAAUUUAAUAUUCCUCUCGAAUGGAGGUAAUUUACCAAACAAAUCGGUAUUAAGAUUUAAGAGAAACACUUUGCCUGUAUUAAAUUUAACACCACCUUCCAUUUCCUAUCCUCAAGCAGAACCAUCUCCCAAAAUUGCAAUCAAUUUGGGUGGAGCUUUUCAUAAUCAUGGCACCAAAUCACUUCCUAUUUAUGUAAUACCACCACAAGAACCAGCAGAAUCAACUGCAAAUGCUAGGAGUAAAAGUCUCCAUGACCAAAAGUCCAAACGACAGGAAGAAAAGAAAAUAAAACGAAAGGUUAAAUAUUACACCGUUGCACAAUAA
Naegleria gruberi is the source of this 792-nucleotide messenger RNA. RefSeq lists its product as uncharacterized. The record is from RefSeq and is a predicted model, not a curated record. NCBI's taxonomy places the organism in Eukaryota, Heterolobosea, Eutetramitea, Acrasida, Naegleriidae. The transcript has a single exon. The coding region runs from base 1 to 792 and encodes 263 amino acids.